AGGGCUUGAGUCGGAUAAUUGCCGUUUAAUCUGCGAAGCAAUUGGACUCACAAAGCCAUUUCUCUAUCGGCAAACCAUUGAUAAGGAGAAGCACCGCUCGCACUCGCCAUCGGGGGCCUUCCAUAAUCCAAAUUCGAAUCCAUUGCUUGCGACCACCGAAGUUCCGCGCCACAGAGAAUUGCGUGCGAGUGGACUACGUGCGUUAGUAGCAAGCGGGAGGUGGAAGAAUUAGUUUGAUUCAUGGAAGCGUAGCACAUUUCAUUCACUUUAAACGACUCCCGAAUUAUCAGCAAAUAGUAUCUGCCAGUUGAAUUCCAAAGCUCGAGCGGCUACGCGUGGAGUAGUUUCUUACGUCGCCUUCGUGACACGGUCACUAUCAGCGAAAGUCCGUGGGACAGUCCACUUGCAGUGCCUCCUCGCCGUUGAGCGUCUGUGUCGGAAGUGCGAAAUCUGGUGCGAAUCCGUGGCUGGAGCUAACGAUGUUCGGCUUGCGGAAGUUGGCGUUCGACGCCCGGUCUUUGCAGAACCACUUGACAGUGGCUCGCGCCGGAAGCUUUCUCCUCGCCAGAGACACCCUACCUGCCGGAGUCGAUGUGCGCCACUCUCACAGUGGGAACGAUGGCAACGGAACGAGGAGCUUUAAGAAUUUCACAUAUGGCUUGCUAGCGAUUGCGGGCGUCUCUAGUGGCUUCGUGCUGUUCAAAUACUUAGAUGAUAAAAGGUCACAAAUUAUAGAUACUCCUAAAAAUGAUGACGUCGCAAAUGAAGUUCAACAUUCGGGCGAUAAAAGUGAUUCUGAAACGAAAAAUGAUCUUUCGCAUCCAAAAGUUCGAAGUGACUUGCCUACGUACAGAAUGACGGACGUCCAACAACACAACAGCCCAGAAAAAGGAGUUUGGAUCACUUACGGGAUAGGUGUCUACGACAUAACCAAAUUUGUACCUCAGCAUCCAGGUGGUGAUAAGAUUUUGCUUGGAGCGGGAUCUUCAGUCGACCCAUUCUGGCGUACCUAUCAGCAGCACAAUACUAAACAGGUUUUGGAACUUCUUGAAACGUUUCGGAUAGGAAAUUUGAAUCCUGAAGAUGAAGUCGGAACAAAAGAUUUGGACUCACCUUGGGCCAAUGAACCGAAGCGACAUCCAGUGUUAAAGCCGGCAGCAGAGACGCCUUUUAAUGCAGAACCACCGCUUGAUAUUUUAGUUCAAAAGUUCAUCACUCCAGUCGAAUUUUUCUACGUCCGAAAUCAUUUACCUGUACCUGUAAUAGAUGAGAAAUCUUAUGAGUUGGAAAUUGAAGUAGAAGGUAGUGAAAAAACCCUAACGCUCAGUUUAGAUGAAUUGAAAAAAAUGCCCAAAUAUUCCGUAACUGCGGCCAUACAGUGUGGAGGAAAUAGACGAUCCGACAUGCAUGCGGUUAAACCAGUGAAGGGUCUAUCAUGGGGUGCUGCAGCCAUUGGCAAUGCGACAUGGUCAGGAGUGCGAUUACGCGAUGUGUUGAAAUCAAUGGGCGUUGAAAACGAUGAAAAUAAACAUGUUAUCUUGGAAGGUCACGAUCUUGAUCCUACAGCAGCACCAUAUGCAGCUUCCAUCCCACUCUACAAAGCCAUGGAUGAACGUGGGGAUGUUCUUCUAGCAUAUGAAAUGAAUGGCAAACCUUUGACUCGUGAUCACGGCUACCCCGUUCGAGCAAUUGUACCUGGAGUUGUAGGUUCUCGCAAUGUGAAAUGGCUUGCUCGCGUCGUUGUGUCCGACAAAGAAUCCGAUUCGCAUUGGCAACAAAAAGACUACAAAGGAUUCAGCCCGAGUACAGAUUGGGACACCGUAGAUUUCUCUAAAUCGCCUGCAAUUCAAAAUCUACCAGUUACUUCAGCCAUUUGCCAGCCGCAGCCUGGAGAGAAAGUUAAAGUUGUCGAUGGUUUCAUUACGGCUCGCGGGUAUGCUUGGUCUGGAGGCGGAAACAAAAUUGUACGUGUGGACAUCACAGCGGACGGAGGGAAGUCCUGGCACGUAGCUGAGUUGGAGCAAAGUGAUGCGCAUCCAGGAAGACAUUACAGUUGGACUUUGUGGACUAUUAAAAUUCCAGUUGAAGAAGGGAAGCAGGAAGUGGAAAUUUGGGCUAAGGCUGUGGAUUCGAACUAUAAUUGUCAGCCGGAAACAUUUGAAAAUACGUGGAAUUUGAGGGGAGUGCUUAGUAAUGCAUAUCAUCGUGUCAAAGUUAGUUUAGUUAGGUAGUAGCAAAUGGGGUUCUUUGGGUUGCUAUUUUUAUAUUGAAUGUAUGAAAUGACAUUAUUAUAUUUUUCAUUUUGAGCGCACGAUUUGACUACUAAGUCUUGACAAUGACAAAUCGAACAAAUAAAAUGUAAAGA
Messenger RNA from Hermetia illucens (black soldier fly), 2365 nucleotides. It is a transcript of the gene shop, whose product is annotated as sulfite oxidase, mitochondrial. Gene Ontology annotation, molecular function: oxidoreductase activity; molybdenum ion binding. Bases 480 to 2231 code for a protein of 583 amino acids. Gene Ontology annotation, cellular component: mitochondrion. The record is from RefSeq and is a predicted model, not a curated record. NCBI's taxonomy places the organism in Eukaryota, Metazoa, Arthropoda, Insecta, Diptera, Stratiomyidae. The transcript is spliced from 6 exons.